UUCCUCUUCCAAUCGUCCCCUACAUCUUUCUUUCUUCUUCCUCCAACCAAGAUUGAGGUGCAAGGAGCACUCUCCACCUGGAAUCCUUUUCAAUUUCUAUUGUCUUCUUCAAUAAGGCACUUGAUUUUCAAUUAUGGAGUAAGUGGACUUAAGCUCAAAGCUUGGGGUAUUUAGUGGACCCUUCAGGGUAUCUAGUGGACCUCUGCACAGUAGGGUUAGUACUAUGAUUAGCUCUGGUACAGCAUUGCUAGCACACAUCAGUGAACUCCAUAGCAUUGUGUAUUUUUAGUUUUAUGCAUUGUGCUUAUAACAUCGUAUUUGUGAGCAUAUAAUUUUAUUAUAUGAAUUUGAUUUAAAUAUCAUUGAUUAUUUCUUAAUAUGUAUGAUUUUGAUUUGAAAUAUUAAGUUAUUGUUUAAAUACUGAAAAUUAUAAUAUUAUGUGGUUUGGUUCCAUUGUAUCUCAUGCUCUUUGUGUGUAUAGGUCUAGGGGUCUUAGGACCCAAGUUUAUAACUUAAACUUAAUACUUACUGGGCUUUUAGCUCAAAAAAUCCCCCCCAUUUCAGAUCCAUAGAUUGGAGUAGCAGUCACCAACUGGAGAGUUUCGGUAAAAGUCUCGUAUGCUCAUUGUACGUAGAAGAUAGGACCUCAUGCUUUUGAUAUGGAGGCGGAUCAAUGUGUUACCAAAACGACAAUUCGGCUUUUGAUAUUUUGAAAAGCUUAUGAGAAGAAUUUGCCUCAUAUGAUUUUGUGUAAAUUACUUUUAUGUAUAUAAUAUUUAAAUUAAUUAAAUGAGCUUAA
Rubroshorea leprosula is the source of this 799-nucleotide messenger RNA. Lineage: Eukaryota; Viridiplantae; Streptophyta; Magnoliopsida; Malvales; Dipterocarpaceae. The record is from the annotation of a GenBank genome assembly.